Canis lupus familiaris (dog) is the source of this 4797-nucleotide messenger RNA. RefSeq names its product zinc finger protein 362 (gene ZNF362). Gene Ontology annotation, cellular component: nucleus. The transcript has 9 exons. The record is from RefSeq and is a predicted model, not a curated record. Gene Ontology annotation, biological process: regulation of transcription by RNA polymerase II; central nervous system development. The coding region runs from base 2065 to 3315 and encodes 416 amino acids. Lineage: Eukaryota; Metazoa; Chordata; Mammalia; Carnivora; Canidae. Gene Ontology annotation, molecular function: DNA-binding transcription factor activity, RNA polymerase II-specific; RNA polymerase II cis-regulatory region sequence-specific DNA binding.
CAGUAAUGCCUAGCGGUGCCAAUUUCAUCUUACCCUCACCAGCACUCGGUAUUAUCAUUUUCUUCUUUCUUUUUGCUAUUUUAAGAGGUGAAACUCAUUUAAUUUUCACUGCCAGGGAAGCAGAGCCACUUUCUGUGUUGAUUAGCUGUUAACAUCCUUUUUGGUCUGCUAGUCUUUAUGGAGCACACAUAGCCCCUUCUCAGCUCACUUAGGAAGACAGGGCUUAGAUACAGGAAAUAGGGAAUAGGGUGACACCAGGAACAGUAAGGUGCCAGGGUAGGGAAGGGAACUUUCAUCUAUCCAGGUCUUGACCCUUUCAGUUCCCUCCACCUAGAGCAUUCAUUCAUUCAUUCAUUCAUAUAUUCAUUCAUUCAUUCAUUCAAACAUUUAGCAGAUACUGUGCAGGGCUUAAAAGAUAAAUUACUCAGCCAUGAUUCUGCCCUGAGAGAGAGCAUGCCUAAUACCAGAGAUAGUCAAGCAAUCAGAAAAUAGGGGGAUACAUGUUCUGAUGAUGGAUGUGCAGGGUACAAAGGGAACAGAGGAGAGGUACCCAGCAUAGCCUAGGGGGGUGGAGGUGGAACAGUCCUGGAAAGCUUUCAGGAGGAAGUGGUCCAUAAGCCAGAGCUUGAGUAUAAUUUGGAGUUAGCCAGUAAAAUGAGGAGGACGGAGGGUUCCAGGGAGAGGAAGCAGCCUGAAUGAAGGUUAGAAAAUAAGGGAAGUGAAGCCCUGGGGGAACUCUAUGGCUGGCUGGGUAGAGAGUAACGUCAGAACAAUCAGUGAGGCCAAAGAGGUCAGCAGGGCCGGAUAUGUAAGGCCCAAGGAAUCCAGACCUUGUCUGGAGGGCAAUAGGGAGCCAUGGGAGGUUCUAAGGAGGUGAAUACCGUGAUCUGCUCUUGUAUUUUAGAAAUAUCACAGCAACUGCAGAAGGAGAAUGGAAUCGGGGCUGUGGGUAGAGCUAGGGAAAUCAAUGAGGGGACUCUUGCCAAAGGGGGCGAGGACCAAGGCAGAGAAAGGUUGCUGGAGACCUUUCCCCACUCUAUGGAAUCCUAAAAACAGCUCCAAAGUGCAUAUUGAAUGUUACCUGUGCCAAGGUAGCCCUUGUUGACAGCCACCACCGCCCCACUGGGUCCUAUGUGCCUAGAGUACGCAGACUGUACAGGGCCUGGUGUGCACUGCUGAGUGGAGUGCCCACCAUCAGCUGACCCUAACCUUUCCCUGUGCCUCCCGGACCCUCCAUCUGUUCCCUCUCCACCCUUGGGCUACCAACAAUUUUCUGUCUUUUCUUGGAGAAUAAAUUUAUUGUUUUCAUUAUAAAAGCAACUGAACGCGGUUACAGAGAAUCUGGAAAUCAGAGAAACAAAGACAAAAACUAGAUCGGCUCCAGCCACCUCUCCCAGCCCUCCCUCUGGGUGUGGCUCCCUGCAGCUUGCUUUUUCUGACGCAGGUUUUUAUUUUUGCCUCCUUGUAAUCAUAGUGUCCGGACGGUUUUGGUCCUGCUCUCUCCCAUUUGCUUUGUUGAGAGCUCGUUCCUCUGUGGCCACGGAGUCUGGACAAAUCUCAGUUUUUAAUGCCUGUGGGAUGGUCUGGGGAUGCGGGUGGGACAGAGUUGCUUAACCGCACCCUGCUGUCCUGCAGUGGCCAAGGCUUGUCACAUGCCACCCUGGGCUGCCUGUCCUCUUUGUGUGUUUGUCUAUACCCGGACUGCUGCAGGUGGCAGGGCCUGCCCCCUGGCAUGCCCCUUCCUUGGUACUUCCUCUCCCAGUGCCCCUUUGUAGAGCUUACAAGGCUGGCCUCAGCGACCAUCUUCCUGGGAAAGGAUCAUGGACAGAUCUGGGUUCAAAUCUAGACUUGGCUCUGUGACCUCAGGCACGUUACAUUACCUCUCUGGACCUCAGUCUCCUCAUCUGUAUCACGGAUCUAUUGCAACAGUAAAAUAAUGACUGUAAAAAAUGCCCUGACACGGUUCCUGGCCCACUGUGCUGUUGGGAACACAGAGGAAGUGACUGGCUGGGGGUUCAGGGAAAGCUCCGUAGAAGAGGGAACACUUGAGCUGGGUCUUGAAGGAUGAGUAGAAGUUCACCAAGUGGGAAAGGACACUCUAGGAUGGCCGAGCCUCGAUUUAACAACCCCUACUUCUGGCCCCCUCCUCCCACCAUGCCCAGCCAGCUGGACAACCUGGUUCUGAUUAACAAGAUCAAGGAGCAGCUGAUGGCGGAGAAGAUCCGGCCGCCGCACCUGCCGCCCACGUCGGCCUCGUCGCAGCAGCCGCUGCUGGUGCCGCCGGCGCCGGCCGAGAGCAGCCAGGCGGUCAUGUCGCUGCCCAAGCUGCAGCAGGUGCCGGGGCUGCACCCGCAGGCAGUGCCGCAGCCCGACGUGGCGCUGCACGCGCGGCCCGCCACCAGCACCGUCACAGGUCUGGGGCUCUCCUCCCGGACCCCGGCUGUGAGCACGUCCGAGUCGAGUGCAGGCACGGGUACCAGCACCCCGUCCACACCCACCACCACCAGCCAGAGCCGCCUCAUCGCCUCGUCCCCCACCCUCAUCUCAGGGAUCACCAGCCCCCCCCUCCUGGACUCCAUCAAGACAAUCCAGGGCCACGGCCUGCUUGGCCCCCCCAAGUCCGAGCGCGGCCGCAAAAAGAUCAAGGCGGAGAACCCAGGGGGGCCGCCUGUCCUCGUAGUCCCUUACCCCAUCCUGGCCUCAGGCGAGACUGCCAAGGAGGGCAAGACAUACAGGUGUAAGGUGUGCCCGCUGACCUUUUUCACCAAGUCUGAGAUGCAGAUCCACUCCAAGUCACACACCGAGGCCAAGCCCCACAAGUGCCCGCACUGCUCCAAGUCCUUUGCCAACGCCUCCUACCUGGCCCAGCACCUGCGCAUCCACCUGGGCGUCAAGCCCUACCACUGCUCCUACUGUGAUAAGUCCUUCCGACAGCUCUCCCACCUCCAGCAGCACACCAGAAUCCACACAGGCGACAGACCCUACAAGUGCCCACAUCCUGGCUGCGAAAAGGCUUUCACUCAGCUCUCCAACCUCCAGUCUCACCAGCGCCAGCACAACAAGGACAAGCCCUACAAGUGUCCCAACUGCUACCGGGCCUACUCGGAUUCCGCCUCCCUGCAGAUCCACCUCUCGGCCCACGCCAUCAAGCACGCCAAGGCCUACUGCUGCAGCAUGUGUGGGCGGGCCUACACCUCGGAGACCUACCUGAUGAAGCACAUGUCCAAACAUACAGUGGUGGAGCACCUGGUGAGCCACCACUCGCCCCAGAGGACGGAGUCCCCCGGCAUCCCGGUGCGAAUUUCCCUCAUCUGAGCCGACCCAAGGCGCCGCCCCACCCUGCCCACUGGCAGACACAGACCCAGGCAGCACCAGGCCCCAACUUCCUCCAGGGGCCCUCCAGGAACAGCCGAGCUCUCUCAUGACCUUCCUGACCUUCCAGAAAGCCUGGGCUGCAGAAGCCCUGUCCGGUCCAGCUCCGGGGGCGGCCAGGCCAACUGCAAGAUUCUGGACUGUUUUGGUGGCAUCCAAAGACGAUCUCAGAGCACUUUGAACCUCUCUGUUGGGUUUCUUUUUGUUCCCCACCCUCCACUUGCUUCACUGUUUUGUUUUGUUUUUUUUUUUUAAGUUUGUUUUGGAAAUAACAGAAAAGAUAUUUAUUGGCCAAGAAGUUGGUGCUGCUAAGACCGAGAAAUUAAAAGAAUCGGACAGAUGGACACAGAGAACAGAGGGCAGCGUGGGACCUUCUCUUGCCACAGCCUCAGGUCUUGAGGGAAGGCUCAGGCCUGGGUUUCUGGACUGCAAAGGGGACCCCCAGGUGGGAGGGGACAGAAGGCAGCUGGAGUGAGCCACUCACCCCUAGGUGUCCAGCUCACACCUCUCGAGCUACGCCCUGGGCAUUACUGAGCAGAGGGAUGCGGCAGCUACCAGGGCUGUCGAGGCUUCAGGAGGCAAAAUGGGAGAGGGGCUGAGAGAUCCGCAGGACCAAAGGGUGCAGCGUUGGGCUGGGCUGGGCGCAGGCCCAGGGAAAUGGGGUGAGGGUGGGCUGGGUAAGACCUGGCCCUCCACUGCCCUGAAGACCACCCCAGUCUACCUCGGUGCUGGCCAGGAAACCUAUUGGCUACCUCUCCCACCAUCCAGACUGUGGGCAGCGGGGGUGGGGAGGGAGUGGGCCUGGGCUUAGGACCCCUCCCCUCCAGAAUUUCCUCCAGAUGGGGCAGUGCCCAGGGAGGGGUUUUGUCUUCCCUGUCAUGGAGGGGGAACCCCCAGUCCAGGCCCUAGGCCCCUCAGCAGGGAAGGGAUCCUCGGGGAGGAGGGUCCCAGGAGCAGACCCUGCCCUCAGCCCCCCACAGACACACCCCAAUCUGAAAGCCAUGCGUGUCCGUGUAUAUAGGAACUAUGUACAGAGCCCGGAGAAGCCCCCCUUCAUCCCCCGGGAAAAAAAAAAAAAAAAAGAAAACUAGACAGAAACUCAUCUAUAUAUUCUGUAUCUGGAGUUCCGUUUUGAAUAUUAACUGUGUUAUUUUUAUACACUUUUUAAGCCUUAACUCGCCAUUGAUUUACCAGUUUAACGUUUCCUGGGGUAUUUUUUUCCCAUGGGGUUCUCUGCCCCUACCCCCACCCCUUUGUUUGACUUGCGUCGUCUGAUAACUCAGUAUUGUAGCUUUUUGUCCGCAUGUUACUACCCUGUAAAUACGCUGUUCUACAUACUGUUAACACCCCAUUUGCUUUUUUCUAUGGGACCUCCAGGCCACCAUAUUUAGAACUAGUUACCUUAUUAAAAAAGAGAAAACAGUC